CACCUGGUGGUUAAACUGAUAAGCAACUUGAAUUCAGUUUCGUCUGCGUUUAUAAACUGAAACAACGCGCAGCGUCGAGUAUCAGUGUCGUUAGGAAGUGAAUCGCUUGUUUAUAAAUUGACAACAUCGAUUGUACUUAAGGUGCAAAUAUUUCACAAAAGCGCAAAUGUUAGGGAAAUUCAAAAUUUUUUUUUCCAACUGGUUUAGUUCUGGAAACCAGACUCAAGGUUUAAAGCGGGAAAGGGAAUUUACACCAGAUGAGCAGUCCCCUGAUUUAGCAGUACCUUCAUUAAAUCAUGCCCCAGAUGCAAAAAAACUGAAACUGAUGGCAAAUAUUCCACAUGACACAGAGAACUACAUCCAGAGCAUGGCAUAUCCAAAGCAACACUCCAAACAAGAUCUUGAAACCAAAGAACAAUCAUGGAACCAGUUCUUUAAAGGUUCCACAUUACAAACAUCAACCCCAGUUGGAAGCCCUAUUCCAGGAAAUUCUAAUUUCUUGAAAGAAAUUCAUCUUGGUAAUAGCCAGAAAAACAAAGGUGAUGUUAAAACUGUUUCCAGAAAAAACAAAGUUGAACUCAACCAACCACUCUCAAGUACUGGGCCUGUUGAAGGUAGUUCAAGUUUAAGCCAGCUAGAGAGACUCAUGGCUGACAGACUGGGUAGUACAGUUCUUGGUGUGAAACCAAAAACUAGUUCUUUCCAAAAACUGGAAUCUAUGCCAUCAUUUACAGUCACACCUCUCCCAAACAAUUUUCCUGUAUCUACCAAGAAAAAUGAGUUCUUACGUGGCAACAAUUCAAAAAUAUCAUUUCAUCAACCAACUCAAGAUCUGAGGAAGCGAAUUUCCAAUGGAUGUAUUCAAAAAACUAACUACAGACCAAUGUUUCAAAAGCUUUACGGAUCUCCAAAACGACAGAAAUCUAAGGCCCUUAAAUGUUCUUUACUGAGCAGUCAGUCACAAGCAUUAGCAAUUCAGAAUUGCGUUCGGAUGGAUGAGAAGUUGUCAUACAAAGCCCUAAUUAGUCAGUUUACGACUAUUUCACCGUUGGCCAAAUUGUCAACUUCCUCAACAUCGUUUUCCGCAACGUCAAAUUUUCACAGUUCUUCAGCCAUCCUGCAAGAAAAGAUUGACAAGAAAGACGCGAAAUCAAUUCAAGAGCAGCUUAAAACUUCGGGUGUCGUUAUCGAUUUGGCCAACGAAUCAAAUUCCUUCUAUAAAACUACCAAUACUUUACCAACUUCCCCGUCUCCCGUGAAACCCGCUACGGUUCGAAUCAAUUCAUUGGAAGAAGCUCUCGCACACUCUCCACAGUACGACUGUCGCUUCAUCUCUGACAUAAAAUCACGGUAUAGCAAAAAGGAGCGUGAUCGGCAACGUUUGCGAGAUGAAGAAGCCAUACGUUCAAAGGUAUUGGCAGAAAAUCGCGAAGAAUGGGAAAAAGAUUUGGAACAGAGAGUUCGGAAACAGUUAGAAAUCGCUAUUAGACCUGUUAUUGAAGAACCUGAAGUAGAAGAAAUAGUAUCAUUACCUGUCAUCUCAAAUGAUAUGCAAGCAGUCAUUGACAGAGCUUGGAAUGGCCAUUCAGACAACGAAGUCCUAUGCGAUGCUUUCAGUCUUACUAUUACUCGUCGGGACGUUAAAACCCUAUCUGGAUUAAAUUGGCUUAACGAUCAGGUGAUCAACUUUUAUCUAACCCUCGUUAUGGAACGCAGUAAUGCUGGCGGUUGGCCUAAAGCGUAUGCAUUCAACACUUUUUUCUAUCCUAAAUUGAUGAGCUCGGGUCAUUCCGGACUAAAGCGAUGGACCAGGAAAGUGGAUCUCUUCGAGCAGGAUAUCAUUCUAAUCCCUGUUCAUCUAGGACUCCAUUGGUGUCUUGCGACCGUUUCUCCAAAGGAACAGAUCAUCCGGUAUUACGAUAGUAUGGGCGGCCAGAAUUUAGAUUGUCUUAAUGGACUGAAGCGAUACCUGGAGGCAGAAAGCAUUGAUAAGAAGAAAACCACCCUCGAUACGAGCAAUUGGAAGCUGGAAUGUGUGGAGAACAUUCCGCAGCAAAUGAACGGUUCUGACUGCGGCAUGUUCACUUGCAAAUACGCAGAAUACUUAUCACGUAAGGCCAAAAUAACAUUCGCCCAAAAAGAUAUGCCCUACUUUCGGAAGAGAAUGGUAUACGAAAUUAUCACCCAAAAAUUAAUCAAUCCCUAAACACCUGUUAUGUCGUCUUAAAGUUUCAAUUUUUUUAUGGGAUCGAUUUCCUUAAGCUUUCUAUCUAUUUAAAUAUGCUAUAGACACUGUCUCUUGUGCCUGAUGUUUUGUCUCGGGACUGGAAGAACAACCCUGUUAAUGCAGAAUAAAUCUAAUGCUUUUUUUCAGUGGCUUUCGUUUAGGUAGAUUUCGAGCAUUCUCCAGAUAUGGCGUGACUUCUAACUUACAAAACAACUAAGGGGUUUUGGGGGAAGGGUUAGUAUUCAAAAUUAUGUUACCUACACCUCUGAAAUGAUGAAUAAGCCUACCUCUAGUGCUCUAGGCGUCUUUCUGUGAUUGGAUGUUGUUAUGUAUAUCGCGUGUCUUCUUUUUUGUCCUAAAAAUCGAUUUGCACACGAACUGAACACGUUUUCAUUCGUAAUAGUUUCCAGUCUUUCGAGUACCUUCGAGCCGGCGAGUGGUAAUGUUAGACAAGGUCUGCAUCUAGUGAGCGUUAGUUCGGCAUCAGCACGUGUUCCUCUCUUCUCAGGAUUAUUCAUUCGAUUUAAAUAAUUCUCUCCGUUUUUCCUCUAGAAAACUCGGCAACCAUUUGAAAUUUCAUUUUGUUGACUGGCUUAAGUUAUUUCUAGUACUCAGAACGUUGACAUCCAACUGUAUUUAGCUACUGUGUGGUGCGACUUCUUGCAUUUAUGAGCAGUGCAAAUUGGGGUUUAAAGCAAGAUUGUGAAUUGUGUUGUAUCGUUUACUUUCGAUCCAUCAUAUCACUAACAUAACCAUGAGCGACGAAGAAAAUCAAGCUGAUAUUUUUAGCAUCACACGGGCUGUUCAUUAUCACGUCAUUCAUACCUGGCGAAUAGAGAGUUACGAACAAUACUUCUCCUCAACGAAGUGCCACUUGACGUCAAUCCAUUCCAGCGUCUUUGGCCACGAAGACGAUCCUGGCACAAAGUGGACGCUUCAGUUGUUUCCAAAAGGAGACAAAGAAGCUAGUAAUAAUGGAAAUCCAGGAUCUGAAACUCUUUCCUUUUUCAUAAACUUAGACAAAUCAUCGGACGUGCUUGAACUUCCUGCUAAGUAUUCUGUCGCUAUUAUUGGUGAUGACAGGUCCGCUCAGAAAGUAACAGGGGAUAAUACCUUCAAGCGGGGAAGUGGCUGGGGACGAUCUAAAUUCGUGAAGAUGGAGGAGCUGCUGAAAGACAAAGACAUUUUCUUGGUUAACGAUGCCAUGACCAUUCGCUGUACUGUCCAGUACACCAAGCACGUGACGAGUCAGGAACGUCGAAAAAAACGAAGAAACAGUAGCAGCAGUGCUUCGACCGAGCCGUCCAAGAUUCUCAACACAGACAAUCUUCCUCCUGACCGUCCGGAAUCACCUCAAGGGGCACAAUCGUUUCCCUGGCAUGAUGUAACUUUCGUCAUUUCAGGCUCUUACGUAAGAGCACACAAAUGGAUUGUGGCUGCUAGCAGCCCACUACUUGCCCAGCUGGUCGGUGGAUGUGAAUCCGUAAUCAAAGUAGAAGGUGUUGACUCUGAUAGCUUCAUCCAAAUGAUCCGCUUCAUCUAUACGGGCGAUUGUGACAUAGCUAAUGGUGGUUACAAGUUGAUGUCGGUCGCCAAUAAGUACAAGCUUCAAUCUCUGUUUAUCAAAUGUGAAGAAUAUUUUGUUUCAAUACUGGAUAAGUCCAGUUGCUUUAUGAUGUACAGCCUUGCUGACAUGUACUCAUCUCCUCGGUUGAAGAAUGAAGCUCUGAAAGUGAUUGAAAAUCUUGAAUUCAUCGGGGAUGGUAACAAAUUCUCCAUGCGCGGAACAGUGGCUCUCGUGUAAAGGCAAUACAACACGGCGAAUC
This is a messenger RNA of Daphnia carinata, 4053 nucleotides long. Its product is annotated as sentrin-specific protease-like. Gene Ontology annotation, molecular function: deSUMOylase activity. Gene Ontology annotation, cellular component: nucleus. Lineage: Eukaryota; Metazoa; Arthropoda; Branchiopoda; Diplostraca; Daphniidae. The transcript has 10 exons. Gene Ontology annotation, biological process: protein desumoylation. The coding region runs from base 167 to 2206 and encodes 679 amino acids. The record is from RefSeq and is a predicted model, not a curated record.